Messenger RNA from Fusarium venenatum, 1080 nucleotides. RefSeq lists its product as uncharacterized. Lineage: Eukaryota; Fungi; Ascomycota; Sordariomycetes; Hypocreales; Nectriaceae. The record is from RefSeq and is a predicted model, not a curated record.
AUGGCCAAUCUGGGCGUUUACGCAGGUGUAGCAACGCUCAUCGUCGUGCUCCUGACCUACGGCAUCCCGUUGUUCCUGCGCGAGUACUUUCCCUGGCAAUCGUUGUAUAAACAGCGUCACGGAAGACCUACCGUUACAACAAAAUCAUACGAGGGGCGAACUGUGCUCAUCACUGGUGCCAGCGGUGCUUUUGGAUCGAGGGUUGCCAAGCUCUUUGCGCAUCGAGAUGUUGACACGCUUGUUCUUGUUGACGUCAGGGACUGUAGGGAGCUGAAGCAGGAGAUUGAGAAGGAAUUGACUGCUGCGGGCAAAGCAAAGCCUACCAUUUUGGUCUGGCAGGCUGAUCUGAUGAGUUUCUCGGGAUGUCAAGAUGUUGCGAGAAAGGCACAGGAACUGAAGACGCUUGACCAUGUCUUGAUGACGAUGGGUAUCUUGUCUUUUAACCGUCGCGUGUCACCUGAAGGUUGGGAAACCUCUAUCCAAAUCAACUACCUCUCUGGUGCUCUUCUCGGACUCCUACUUCUAUCCCUUCUCAAAGCAUGCUCUUCCAACCCCAACCCUCCCGUCAUGACCUUUGUCACAUCCUUCGGCAUCUACCCCUCUUCAUUCACCAUGGGCAUGCCCAAGAGUGGCAACUAUCUCAAGAUGCUUAGCAACAACAAAGACGGCAUGCAGCAAGCUCACCAGUAUGGUCGUUCCAAAGCCCUGCUGCUUUACUUCACCCGCGAACUCGCCGAGCGUGUCUCGAAGCUUCCUCACAAAGUGACCAUCAACAGUGCCGACCCCGGAUCUGCAUGGACGCCUCUUACUGCACCGAACCAGGACCAGCUCAUCCCGAGACUAAUUCAGAACUUUGGAUCGAGAGCACCGGAGAUUUGUGCUGCUGCUCUUGUUAAUGGUGUCUCAGCAUCUGAGGAUGCGCAUGGAAAGAUUAUGCAAGAUUUCGACACUACUUCGUAUCCUCCUUUCAUGGAGCGUAAAAGUGGUCAUGCUGCUCAGAAGCGUGUUUGGGAGGAGACGAGAGAAGAGUUUGAGGCCAAGGUUCCAGAGGUCAAGGCUGUUUACGAGAUGUUAGGUUAG